AUGACGGCCGCAUCAAAGGCGGUCAAAUCCGAGCAGGGGCUCGGUAAUCGAGCCCUGCUUGACAAGAUGGACAAGCUUCGAGAGCUUGGUAUCUCGAACAUGGUCCCGCUUCCUCAGAUGGUUGUAGUAGGAGACCAGAGCGCCGGAAAAUCUAGCGUGCUGGAAUCCCUCACGGGAUUUCACUUCCCGCGCUCAGUAACGCUAUGCACUCGACACGCUACCGAGAUUAUCUGCCGACGAGAAGAAACUGAGAGUAUCGUCGUUUCAAUUCAUGCUGUCGAUGCAGAUUCUGAACAGGCUCGUUCUUUCCAUCGAACAGCCACCAACCUCGACGCCGAGGAGUUUGCCCAGAUCUUCCAGGAAGCAGCCAAGGUCAUGGGUAUCAAGUCGGAUUCUACUGAUGAAUCUACUGGAUCUGCUUUCAGUCGUGAUGUCCUUCGCGUGGAAAUCAGCGGCCCCAACGAGGACCAUUUGACUGUUAUCGAUGUCCCUGGUAUGUUUGAGAACGUCACUCCGGGAGUAACCACCAAAGAGGACAUCGAGCUUGUCAAGAGUAUGGUACAGAAGUACAUUCAGGACUCUCGCACCAUCAUUCUUGCUGUCGUUCCUUGCAUCGGCGAUAUCGCCAAUCAAAAGAUCCUCACUUACGCCAAGGAAGUUGAUCCCGAGGGCAAGCGCACCCUUGGUGUCCUGACCAAACCUGAUCUGGCCUUUGAGAAUGCGACAAAGGGUGUGGUUCUCGACCUUGUUCGCGGUAAGCGCCGUGAUCUCCAGCUUGGAUACUGUGUCGUCAAGAACAGAAGCGCGGAUGACACCUCUUCUAGCCCUGAGGAACGCACUCGCUCGGAGAAAGAGUUCUUCUCCCAGGCCCCCUGGACAACACUUCCCCCCGACCGACUUGGCAUUCCUGCACUCAAGAUCCGAGUCCAACAUCUACUAAUGGAUCGCACGAAGAGCGAGUUCCCCAAGGUUCGCGGAGACCUCGCCAGUCUACUCAAGGAAAACGAGACACUUCUCAAAGAUAUGGGCGAGGCACGCAGCACUAGUGAGCAACAGCGUAUCUACAUCGGACGUAUCGCUUCACAAUUCAUUCGCAUCAAACACUGUGGUCUCGACGGAACCUACAGUCGCGAGGCCUUGUUUGACACCCCAUCGAAUCUGAAGCUGAUUACUCGUAUUCGUGAGAUCAACGAAGAGUUCGCGAGGUCUCUUUACAACUGGGGCGAGACUCGAAAGUUCCGUCGUCCUGGUGAAGAAGCUAACUCUGCGACUGACGAGGAUGACAAGGAAGAAGAAUCUUCCAAAAUCGGGUCUUCCGAACGCAGUGAUCUGUACCGAUCCGGUAUCUCGUUCGACAUUCCCAAGCUAGGAGAAAGUGAGUUGGACGAUGGGGUCCUUUAUGAUGCUUUUGAGUGGCCAGAGGUGAACCAAGAGGACAUUAUGAAGUACAUCGAGAAGGAGUGGCUCGCCUCUCGCGCCUAUGAACUUGGAACUUUUGGUGGCGAGAUGCUCCCCAAGAACUUCAAGGAACAAUCAAAGAAGUGGUCUGGCAUGGCUCGAGCUCACAUCGCCAAUGCCAUUCUCAUUGUCCAUCACUUCAUCCGGCACGUUCUUGACAAGUGCUGCCCCGACUCCUCCAUUCGAGAUGAGCUUUGGAACUUCCUGGUUGAUGAUCUCCAGAGCCGAUACAAGCGUGCGGUCAGCCACACCGAGUUCCUUCUCAAAGUGGAGUUCGAAGGUCGAAGCAUCACCUAUAACCCAUGUUUCGGCAACAAUCUGUCCGAAAAUAGAGCACAAGGAGCUGACCUGGCAGACAUGGUGUGGAAGGCUGCCCAGAAGGGUUGCGAGGUUACCGAUGUUUGGGAGGAUAUUCCGAAAGUCGUCACCGAUGCCUUCAAGGAACAACCUAAACCCAGUAACCUGGACACCAUCUGCAAAGACAUUCACGAUGUCCUACUGACUUACUACGACAUCGCUCGCAGCCGUUUCGUCGACGUUGUUUGCCGACAGGUCAUCGACUUCUUCCUUCUUGACGACACUGAUGGCCCGCUCACUGUUCUUUCUGACCAGGUGGUUUUCCAUAUGACUCCUGACCAGCUUGAGUCCAUUGCUGGCGAGGAUCCGCUUAGCAAAGAUCGCCGCGAGAAGUUGACUCACGACGUUGCUAACCUGAAGGAGGCCCUCAAGAUUCUCCGGGGUUGA
Fusarium poae is the source of this 2202-nucleotide messenger RNA. RefSeq lists its product as uncharacterized. Lineage: Eukaryota; Fungi; Ascomycota; Sordariomycetes; Hypocreales; Nectriaceae. Gene Ontology annotation, cellular component: membrane; microtubule; cytoplasm. Gene Ontology annotation, molecular function: GTPase activity; GTP binding; microtubule binding. The record is from RefSeq and is a predicted model, not a curated record. The coding region runs from base 1 to 2202 and encodes 733 amino acids. The transcript has 4 exons.